Messenger RNA from Pongo pygmaeus (Bornean orangutan), 6283 nucleotides. RefSeq names its product protocadherin 9 (gene PCDH9). Lineage: Eukaryota; Metazoa; Chordata; Mammalia; Primates; Hominidae. Gene Ontology annotation, molecular function: calcium ion binding. The coding region runs from base 751 to 4464 and encodes 1237 amino acids. Gene Ontology annotation, biological process: homophilic cell-cell adhesion. The record is from RefSeq and is a predicted model, not a curated record. Gene Ontology annotation, cellular component: plasma membrane. The transcript is spliced from 5 exons.
GGGCAGUCACGCCCUCCCUCUGGGCUUAUUGAGAGUUAUAUCAAGAAAUUCAGUUCAGAGAGAGGAGAGGAGCGGGAGAAGGAGAGAGGGGCAGAGGAGAAGGGAGAGAGGGAGAGCACGCGAGACGGAAAGGAGCGCCUCAGAGUCUCUGAAGCACGCAAGAGAUAACCGAUUAGGAAUUUUUCGGGCAACUGUCACCCGGAUAGCGGUCAGAGAAUCACCAUCACCGCAACUCUGACGUUUCCUACAAGAAGUUAGAGACUUAAGCAGUAUUGGCAUCGGAUGGAAAUGGUAUGCAUGAUGCUGUGGAAAAUAUCCCUGAGCUGAAGAAGUGCAACUGGAUGUUGUGUGUGUGCUAAAUACCCAGAAGAACCCAGACCCAGUGGGUAAGGGAGACGAAAUGUGGAGAGAAUGACUAACGACAAAUCCGUGAAUUUGUUCUCUGGAGUUGCUAAUUUGCCAGCCCGAAGCAACACAUUUUACAAGGAGGAAACGUUUUGCUGCUUCUGAUUUCUCCCCAAACUGGUGCUACCAGAUGCAUGGCUUUCUAUGUGUUGGAACAAAUCAUUCCUAACUGCAGCAUACUGGGAAAGGGGAAAGGUUGAGGCAACUAACUGGCUGUCUCCAAAUAAGUGAUGAGAUAUAAUGCAUCCUCCAGUCCAUGCACGCUUCCUCUUGCAAUUUGUGCAUCAUUCCUCAGUGGAAACCUUUAAACCCUAAAAUCCAGGAAAAGAAAAUAAAUACAUUAUCAUGGACCUGAGGGAUUUUUACCUGUUGGCUGCUCUGAUUGCCUGUUUAAGGCUGGAUUCCGCAAUAGCUCAAGAACUUAUUUACACUAUUAGAGAGGAAUUGCCUGAAAAUGUGCCCAUAGGAAACAUACCAAAGGAUCUGAACAUUUCUCACAUCAAUGCUGCCACAGGGACCAGCGCCAGCCUUGUCUACAGACUGGUUUCUAAAGCUGGGGAUGCCCCUUUGGUGAAAGUAUCCAGCAGCACUGGGGAAAUUUUCACAACCUCCAACAGAAUAGACAGAGAAAAACUCUGUGCUGGCGCCUCAUAUGCUGAGGAGAAUGAGUGUUUCUUUGAACUUGAGGUGGUGAUCCUCCCCAAUGAUUUCUUCAGGCUGAUCAAAAUAAAAAUAAUUGUCAAGGAUACCAAUGAUAAUGCCCCCAUGUUUCCAUCUCCUGUCAUCAAUAUUUCCAUUCCAGAAAACACUUUGAUCAACAGCCGCUUUCCAAUUCCAUCAGCAACAGAUCCUGACACAGGCUUCAAUGGUGUACAGCAUUAUGAAUUGUUAAAUGGGCAGAGUGUUUUUGGACUAGAUAUCGUGGAAACUCCGGAGGGAGAGAAGUGGCCACAAUUGAUUGUUCAGCAAAACUUGGAUAGAGAACAGAAAGAUACCUAUGUGAUGAAAAUCAAAGUAGAGGAUGGAGGCACUCCACAGAAAUCCAGUACGGCCAUACUGCAGGUCACAGUAAGUGAUGUAAAUGACAACAGGCCGGUGUUUAAAGAGGGUCAAGUGGAGGUGCAUAUUCCAGAGAAUGCUCCCGUAGGUACCUCUGUAAUUCAGCUCCAUGCCACUGAUGCAGAUAUAGGCAGUAAUGCUGAAAUCCGGUACAUUUUUGGUGCCCAGGUCGCCCCUGCAACCAAAAGACUCUUUGCUUUAAAUAAUACUACUGGGCUGAUUACAGUUCAGAGGUCCUUAGAUAGAGAGGAGACAGCCAUUCACAAAGUGACAGUGCUGGCUAGUGACGGCAGCUCCACUCCUGCUCGAGCAACGGUUACCAUCAAUGUCACUGAUGUAAAUGAUAACCCUCCUAAUAUAGACCUCAGGUACAUUAUAAGUCCCAUCAAUGGCACUGUGUAUUUAUCUGAGAAAGAUCCUGUCAAUACAAAGAUUGCCCUAAUUACAGUUUCAGAUAAGGACACAGAUGUGAAUGGCAAAGUGAUCUGUUUUAUUGAAAGAGAGGUCCCAUUUCAUUUGAAGGCAGUAUAUGACAACCAAUAUUUGUUAGAGACCUCUUCUUUGUUGGACUAUGAGGGCACCAAAGAAUUCAGCUUUAAAAUUGUUGCCUCUGAUUCUGGGAAGCCCAGUUUAAAUCAGACUGCCCUGGUAAGGGUUAAGCUUGAGGAUGAAAAUGACAACCCACCAAUUUUCAACCAGCCUGUAAUUGAGCUGUCAGUUUCUGAAAACAACCGACGUGGGUUAUACUUAACAACUAUUAGUGCCACAGAUGAAGACAGUGGGAAAAAUGCAGACAUUGUUUAUCAGCUUGGACCGAAUGCCUCCUUCUUUGAUCUGGACCGAAAAACAGGAGUUUUGACAGCCUCCAGAGUCUUUGACAGAGAAGAACAAGAACGAUUCAUUUUUACAGUAACUGCCAGGGACAAUGGGACCCCUCCCCUCCAAAGCCAAGCGGCUGUGAUAGUUACUGUUCUGGAUGAGAAUGACAAUAGCCCCAAGUUUACUCAUAAUCAUUUUCAAUUUUUUGUGUCUGAGAAUCUGCCAAAGUAUAGUACUGUGGGGGUAAUCACAGUGACAGAUGCAGAUGCUGGAGAGAAUAAAGCCGUGACUCUUUCCAUUCUAAAUGACAAUGAUAAUUUUGUGUUGGAUCCCUAUUCUGGAGUCAUAAAGUCAAAUGUCUCAUUUGAUAGAGAGCAGCAGAGUUCCUACACUUUUGAUGUCAAAGCCACUGAUGGAGGACAACCACCUCGUUCCUCUACUGCAAAAGUCACUAUCAACGUCAUGGAUGUCAAUGACAACAGCCCAGUUGUCAUUUCUCCACCGUCUAAUACUUCCUUUAAGUUGGUGCCCCUCUCAGCCAUUCCUGGCUCCGUGGUAGCAGAAGUUUUUGCAGUGGAUGUUGACACUGGAAUGAACGCUGAACUAAAGUAUACUAUAGUGAGUGGAAACAAUAAAGGCUUAUUUCGGAUUGAUCCAGUAACAGGUAACAUUACUCUGGAAGAAAAACCGGCACCUACUGAUGUGGGAUUGCAUCGUUUGGUGGUCAACAUAAGUGACCUGGGGUACCCUAAGUCUUUGCAUACGCUUGUGCUUGUAUUCCUUUAUGUUAAUGACACUGCUGGAAAUGCCUCCUAUAUCUAUGACUUGAUCCGCAGGACUAUGGAGACCCCGUUGGACAGGAACAUAGGGGAUAGUAGCCAACCCUAUCAAAAUGAGGACUAUCUAACCAUCAUGAUUGCCAUCAUUGCCGGUGCCAUGGUGGUCAUCGUUGUGAUCUUUGUCACCGUUCUGGUGCGCUGUCGCCAUGCAUCAAGGUUCAAAGCAGCUCAGAGGAGCAAGCAAGGUGCCGAAUGGAUGUCCCCAAACCAGGAGAACAAGCAAAACAAGAAAAAGAAAAGAAAGAAAAGGAAGUCUCCCAAAAGCUCUCUUUUGAACUUUGUUACUAUCGAAGAGUCCAAACCCGAUGAUGCAGUUCAUGAACCUAUCAAUGGGACAAUAAGCCUGCCGGCUGAACUGGAGGAGCAAAGUAUAGGAAGAUUUGACUGGGGCCCGGCACCUCCAACAACGUUCAAGCCUAACAGCCCUGACCUGGCCAAGCACUACAAAUCUGCUUCUCCACAGCCUGCUUUUCAUCUCAAACCAGACACUCCAGUUUCCGUGAAAAAGCACCAUGUGAUUCAGGAACUCCCUUUGGACAACACCUUUGUCGGGGGUUGUGACACCCUUUCUAAACGCUCUUCCACUAGUUCAGAUCACUUCAGUGCCUCAGAGUGCAGUUCCCAAGGAGGCUUCAAGACAAAGGGCCCCUUACACACCAGACAGUGUAACUCACACAGCAAAAGUGACAAUAUUCCUGUCACUCCUCAGAAAUGUCCCAGCUCCGCGAGUUUCCACAUUCAGGAGAAUGAAGAAAGCCAUUACGAGUCGCAGCGCCGUGUUACGUUUCACCUCCCUGAUGGCUCCCAGGAAAGCUGCAGUGACAGUGGUCUAGGAGACCAUGAGCCGGUGGGUAGUGGAACCCUGAUCUCACACCCUCUUCCUCUGGUUCAGCCACAGGACGAAUUCUAUGACCAGGCCUCUCCGGACAAGAGGACUGAAGCAGAUGGCAACUCUGAUCCCAACUCUGAUGGGCCUUUGGGUCCCCGAGGAUUAGCUGAAGCUACAGAGAUGUGCACUCAAGAGUGCUUGGUUUUGGGUCACUCUGAUAAUUGCUGGAUGCCUCCUGGCUUGGGUCCAUAUCAACACCCCAAAUCUCCUCUCUCAACCUUUGCACCCCAGAAAGAAUGGGUGAAGAAGGACAAGCUUGUGAAUGGGCACACCCUGACCAGAGCCUGGAAAGAAGACAGCAACAGGAAUCAGUUCAAUGACCGUAAGCAGUAUGGCUCCAACGAAGGCCAUUUCAACAAUGGCAGCCCCAUGACAGACAUUCCUCUGGCAAAUCUGAAGUCUUAUAAGCAAGCAGGAGGUGCUAUUGAGAGUCCUAAGGAGCACCAACUCUAAGAAAAAGCUAUAUAGGACCUAAUAACUUUAAUCUAAAUAGACAUGCUAAUACCGUGUGCGUCAGAGCUUUAUGUAUUCAAUAGGUGUCUACAACUAUGCCCCUUCUAGCAGGGAUACCUAUAACUUCGUGUUAGCACCAUGGAGAAUACAAUGUUUUGCAACAUAUGAGAGAAGAUAGUUCUAGCCAUGCAAUUUUGUUUACUAGAAUUGAUUAAACUCUCCAGAGAUCUCUCCAUUGUGCAAAUUUUUUUUAUUAUUGCAUUUUAUUUUGACCCUGGACUGCUGCUAUGAACAAUAGAAUAUGCAUUUGGAAAGUAAGAAAGUUUCAUGGAUUAGUGUGACUGAAAAACAUAUCCAGUUAGAAAAUUGUGCUUUUUUUUUUUUUUUUUUUUUUGUCAUUGAUUUGUGCUGGGACUGCUAUACUUGACAUUAUACUGCAAACAAAACUUAAAGAGAUAAGCAUUAAGCCUAUUGUGCUGUUAACAACGUUAGUGGACACUUGUAAGUCAAUCAGUGUUAAAGUAUUUGUAAAUAGAAGCAAGCUAUUAUUAACAACUUUUGUGUACUUAUAAUGUUCACCUAAAAAUGUUGUAGCAUAAUUCUGUGUUUUACGGUUGCUUCUGUCCUUCUUUUUAUUUACCUCUUUGUUGUUAUUUUUGUUGUUUCUUUCAGUGAGGUGUUUCUGCGUUAGUGGUCUGUCUUGACACACAUUGUUCAAACAAUCUCAAGCACUUGUGUUUAAAAAAGGUUCUGAAAUCUUGCUUCUUGUAUGAUAGCUUAUGAUGCUGGAAUUCUGUAAACAAUAAAGAUGAAAGAAAAAAUGAAAACUUAAUACAAAAAAGGACUUCUGCAAAAGCUUGGAAAUUCAGAACCUAUUUUUUAUAAUCUUAUUUUCAAAGUAGGCAAAGGCAAAAUCACUUAAUUAGUACCAUUAAGUGAGAGAGUAAUGGAAAACUGUUAUCCAUCAAAAGUAAUAUAAUAUCCUGUACUUGUCACUCAUGUAAAACUAAUGUAUCAAAAUUAGCAUAUAUGGAAGAAAAAUCACUAUUCAAAAAUAGUUUCAAUUGGGCAAAUGUGUGUCUACAACUUUGUUGAAAUGGCAGAGUUUGUGUUGAUCCUCAUAUACAAUAAUGUUGUUGUAACACAAGUGUUAUUAGACCAUAGCCACAAAAUAUUUAAUGUGUUGUGCCUUCAUGAUGUAACAGAACAUUCUCCAGGUAGGGUAGUUGGGGGAAAUAAAGGGAUAAAUCUCUAAUUAUUGCUGUUUAACUGUUUGUUAUCAUAGUUGGUCAAUGCCUGGCAGGUACCAGCAUAUUGUCACUUAGGUCAAACCAACAAAGUGACAACUAAUGUUAAUAAGAUCUCAGUUGCACGUGCAAACAAAUCCAAAUUCGAACAUUCUUAGGAGGUUUUUGUUAAGGCAUGACAGAUGAUUUAAACAAAUAAAUAGCAUGCAACAAAAUGUCUUUAUUGAAAGAAGUGGAAGUUAUCUUAAUGCCACGGUUCACCAUCAAUUUAAAAGUAAAAAAAACAAAAAAAACAAAAAAUUAAAAAAAAAGGUUUGCUAAUCUGAUAGUUAAUUUGUUCUUACCAAAAAAUAAAAUUACUUUGUAAAUAGCAGUUCACAUUUUUCCACAAUAUAAUGGAAAAUAAUGGGUAGGGGUGCAUUGCUUAUUGAAGUACAUUUUUGUUGGUUUGUGAGGGGUGUUUGAUGACUUUGACAGAAUAAAUAUCUAAACAAUUAUCCUUGUUACUGCUUUGCCAGUUCUACGUUAUUUACAAUUAUUCAGCUCUUGCAAUAAAUGUUCUGAAUUCCUGA